This is a messenger RNA of Bipolaris zeicola 26-R-13, 873 nucleotides long. RefSeq lists its product as uncharacterized. The transcript is spliced from 2 exons. NCBI's taxonomy places the organism in Eukaryota, Fungi, Ascomycota, Dothideomycetes, Pleosporales, Pleosporaceae. The coding region runs from base 1 to 873 and encodes 290 amino acids. Gene Ontology annotation, biological process: translation. The record is from RefSeq and is a predicted model, not a curated record. Gene Ontology annotation, molecular function: structural constituent of ribosome. Gene Ontology annotation, cellular component: mitochondrial large ribosomal subunit; ribosome.
AUGUCAGCCGCAAUCCCCUGCACGCGGGCCACCGCCCAACGUGUCGCCUUUCGCGCCAUACGAUGCAAACGGUAUGCAAGCACCGAGACGGUCGUAGUCGACGCCGCUCUCACAACAGCGCCUCCUCCGCCUGCCAAGCGUGAACAGCGAUUACCACGAGAGGAUCUCAGCCAGCGCCUGCACAGGGCAUUGUACCCAGAAUACUAUGGCGAGAACGGCCAGCCCAUCAAUGGGGCAUUGAAAACACACACAAGGCGGAAACAACCGUCCAAACCCAUAAGUGCAAAGUGGGAAGCCGUAAUGAAGCAAAAGAACGUAAACCACGCAUUGAGCCACCAAUUCGGCGUCCCAGUCUUUAAGCAAUCUGCCCGCAACAUCAAGAAAACCUGCCCUCACCCCAUUGCCGCCGUCACAGCCACCCAAAUCAGCACCCUCGACCCCACCGGCGCCCGCACCCGCCUCUUCGCAAAAGACAACCCAGAAUGCGCCCGCGUCGGCGAUAUUCUGCUCGUCCGCCAACGCUCCGGCGACCCCUUCGCCGGCGUCUGCAUCAACAUCCGGCGCCGCGGCGCCGACACCGCUAUCCUCCUCCGCGGCCAGCUCACGCGUGUGGGUGUGGAGAUGUGGUACAAGAUUUACAGUCCGCUGGUUGAAGGCAUAGAAGUUGUACAACGUGCGGCUAAGCGCGCCAGACGAGCCAGACUCACGUAUAUGCGCACGGUUAAGCAUGAUCGCGGUAGUGUGGAAAACGUGGUUAGGAUGUAUCUGAGGCAGAAGGCCGCGCUGGGGACGGCCGAGGGGCAGAAGAAGAAGGGGGGUGCGGCGGCCAUGGCGGGGGGGAAGAAGAAGGUUGGCAGGGGGAAGAAGAGGUAG